Molecule: messenger RNA, 414 nt
Organism: Fulmarus glacialis (Northern fulmar)
Lineage: Eukaryota; Metazoa; Chordata; Aves; Procellariiformes; Procellariidae
Product: olfactory receptor 5T3-like
Exons: 1
Coding region: 1-414 (137 amino acids)
Biological process (GO): sensory perception of smell; G protein-coupled receptor signaling pathway
Cellular component (GO): membrane
Molecular function (GO): olfactory receptor activity; odorant binding
Source: RefSeq, a predicted model, not a curated record
AUGGCGUACAACCACUAUACGGCCAUCUGCAACCCUUUGCUUUACCCAGCCAUCAUGUCUCACAGUGUCUGCAUCCUGCUGGUGGCCAGUUCGUACGUGCUUGGCCUGCUGCACUCUUCGGUGCACAUGGACUUCACCUUCAGCCUGCCUUUCUGCCGGCCAGCCGAGGUCAACCAUUUCUACUGCAACCUCAUGCCUGUUCUAGCGCUCUCCUGCUCCGUCUCCACAUCAACACGUGUCAGCCUCGCAGGACUGGUGGAGAUGGUCACCAUCUUGGCCAUCCUGGUCUCCUACGCCUUCAUCCUCUCUGCCGUCUCAAAGAUCAGCUCUGCUAAGGGCCAGCACAAAACCUUCUCCACUUGCACCUCUCACCUGGCUGGAGUGGCCAUCUUCCAGGGGUCUAUCGUCACCUGA